AUGGUGUUAUAUAGUAUUGUGGUUACGUUUUUGUUAAUAAAUACUGUGUUUUGUGAUGACCAAUGUAAUAAUCAUGUAAGUUAUCGUACUUUACAAAAUUUUUCAGAAUAUUACUGUAGUCCUAUAGCUUUUUGUAUAACAUUCAUUUUAAAAUUUAAGAAAUCCACUUUCCUCUGGUCGAUAACCUGGCCCAAGACCAACACCCGCAACUUUAUGUUCGGCACCAUUCACGUGGCGUUUGAUCAAGUUUGGGACUCAGGUAAGGCGUCACUUAAGCGGAAACAAUCAAAUAUGUGGGAGACCGGAUGGCGCCGAAUCCCUAAAUGCUUUUUAAUCGGCCCAGAGGUGUGAAUGAGGGCCAAAACGGAAUUUAAAAAUAGGAUUUGAAGAUGGCUCUUGUCAAAACAAUAGACAAAGACCAUCGCGCGGGCUGUUGACCUAGGUGCGCGAAGUCUCUAAUAAGCUGCCAUAUUGACCGAACAGAUUGCAAGAUAAAUAUUAUGAAUCAGAGUUUGGACUCUUUAAUUAACGUCGAUUUGAGUUAAUUAAUUCAAUAUAGGUAAUGUCAUUUUAGUGUCAAGUAAGGUGAAACAAACCCUCGAUCAAGUUGAAGGAGUGGUCUUCGAACUGGCGUUGCAUGAUCCAGAUACUGUAACCGGCUUAAUCGCGUGUAAACAAUUGGAAUACGGACAGAGUUUAAAAGGAAUACUGCCUCCAGCAUUGUUUCAACGAUUAAGACAUUGUAAGUAUACCAAUUGGCAAAACGGAUACCUAUUGUAACGUCUAAAAUCAGCUCGAAUCGUUUUCGACUUUUUUUUGUUUCAUCCAAAUUAAUCAUGAAAAGUCCAUCAAUUUGUUUAUAUUCGUUCAAGUUUGGCAUUUCGUAGUAAGAAAGCUUUUUUAUCAAAAUUAAAAAAUGUUUUUCGCCAUAAAAUCUAAAAAAUAAUUUUUUGCUAUUAUAAUAUGAUGUUCUUCCAGACAUUCGCCGAAAAAAGCAGCGACUAAUCAGAAAGGCAGAAUCCAGAGAAUCGCGAAAAGAACUCUGGAACCACCUUAAUUCUCUGAUUGGAUCCUGGGAAUAUCGUCGCCCAAUAUGGCUGCUGUUUCUAUUGUACCAACUGAACGAGCAAGAGAACCACAGCCACAAGGAGAACAGUCUGGUACCAAUGUUGGAUGCUUACCUAGCCCAUUCAGCGAAAGACAAGGGGAAGAAGUUGUACUCGAUCGAAAGUCCGCGCGAACAAUGCAAUCCGCUAAUUAGAGUGAACAAACAACAGGUAACUAAUUUAUAAUGACCUUGCUCAAUGUUAUAACGGUGUGAAACUUAUAAAUAUUGAUUUAGGUGUUAAUUGCCCAAAACAAUAUAGGUAUAGAAACCUGAUUUAUAAUGGCAAAAAGGUAAAUUUGGCUUUAUUUUUAGGUAAUAUUCGCUAUAAACUACACCUUAUCAUACAUGGAAUGGGCCGAAGCAACAAAACAGAAGGCUCACACUUCUACUAUCGACCAGUUGAUUCAGAUGUACAAAUGUGGCGACGAGAAGGUCACAAACUUUGAGAGUAACAGCUUUACUGACCAUGGCUUUACUCUAAACGAAAAGCACGACCAAAUGGCCAAAGAUAUCGACCAGAAGCUGAAGUAUGACAUAAUUGAACAUAGGAACAUGAGAAUGGCGCUUCGUACUCAUCAACUGAUACAACAACAUCCUGAUGAAACUUUUUUGUUUGCAAUUGGUGCUGGUCACUUUUAUGGUCCUUAUAGUCUAAUUAGUAUGUUGGAGAGCUACGGUUACAUUGUUGAGAAGGUCAACGAUGACACGGACAUAUCGUAAGUUAAUUUUUACUAAUUUUGUCAUUAUAUCAGUAUUAUAACAAGCUCUGUACUGCAAAACUUUAUAAAGUUCUACUAAAACCGAUCUAUACAAAGUAACAUAUCAUUUUUUACUUUUAAAAGUUAUUAUUUGUACAUAUCUUAUAGUAACUCUUAUAGUAACUUUUUCUACCGUCCUAAUAACUUCAAGACUUUCAACGAGUUAUGGGUGCGCAAUGCCAAAGACAUAAACAUAAUGAGCAUCCGCGACAAAGAUACUACCACGUCUAUUAGUUAUUUGUAUUUUAUUCUAUGUUUGGUCCCGGUAGUCCUGAUAGUCUGUCGGAACUUAGGAAAAUAUUAUUUGUUGAAAUCUCAGGCAACAGAGUUGUAG
Messenger RNA from Bursaphelenchus okinawaensis, 2200 nucleotides. The record is from the annotation of a GenBank genome assembly. NCBI's taxonomy places the organism in Eukaryota, Metazoa, Nematoda, Chromadorea, Rhabditida, Aphelenchoididae.